UCAGCCACAGCUGGACCGACGCAGGCAGCGUGUUGCUCAGAGACGUCCAGGCUCUGACGUUAUACAGGAACCUCUACACCACAGCCAGGCGCUCCAGUCCAGUUCCUCAGCUGACCUGUGUGGGUGGAUCUGCCGGCUGCGGGGCCUUCGUCCCAGAGGUGGUCCAGUGUCUGAACAGAGGCUGGGAUGGGGUGGACGUUCAGUGGGAAUGCAAGACGGAGAUGAACACAUUGUACCGUUUUGGUCGUAUCGAGGUGAGUUGUGAAGGUUACAACCACCCUUCUGAUCCCUAUGUUCUGAGGGGCUCCUGUGGACUGGAAUACACCCUGGAACUGACUGACGAAGGCUUGAAGAGGACUAAAGGCACCUUUGGUUCUGCUGGUGGAUUUAAAGGAUGGGGAGGUCUUGGGGAAUUUGCCUCUAGUUUCUUCAGCGGCUCUUCUAAAACGAUGCACCAGCAGAACCAGCACAUAUCUGACAGUGAGCACUCAGGAGGCCUGCUGGUUGUUGGUUUCUUUCUUCUGCUAGCGUUUGGUGUCUACAAGCUGUUCCUCAGUGGCAACACAGCCCAAUGGGGCCAAGCUGGAGGUCAAUAUGGGUCUCCUCAAGAUGGUCACCACAGCUCUACACCUGGACCGCCCCCACCAGGGUUUAAACCUGACUACACAGGCUUUGCAGGGACCAAUCCAAGCUACGGUUUCCACAGUGAUUAUACUCAGGGACAACAUCACCCCCGGGGCCGCAGUGCUCACGGCCCGGCUGCAGGCUUCUGGACUGGCAUGGGGACAGGAGGAGUGCUGGGUUACCUUUUGGGUCAUCACAGGAACCAGCCCUGCAGACCCACACCUGAAAGAGCUGACCACUCACCUGGACCACGCACCGCUACAGGCUUUGGAGGAACCAAGAGAAGAUAGAAGAUGUAGAAGAAAACUUGUUUUGUGACCCAUCGCAUCAAAACGAGGAUCAAGUCCAAAACUGGAGAAACAGACAGAUUUAGGGUUUUGAUUUAAAAGUGUGUAAAAACUGCAUUUUGUCAAAAUAUAAUGAACUAAUGCCUUAUUUAUGUAUUGUUUGAAAGAACUGUCUAAAAUAUAAUCCUAAACAUU
This is a messenger RNA of Austrofundulus limnaeus, 1106 nucleotides long. RefSeq names its product store-operated calcium entry-associated regulatory factor (gene saraf). NCBI's taxonomy places the organism in Eukaryota, Metazoa, Chordata, Actinopteri, Cyprinodontiformes, Rivulidae. Gene Ontology annotation, biological process: regulation of store-operated calcium entry. The record is from RefSeq and is a predicted model, not a curated record. Gene Ontology annotation, cellular component: endoplasmic reticulum membrane.